Molecule: messenger RNA, 1197 nt
Organism: Etheostoma cragini (Arkansas darter)
Lineage: Eukaryota; Metazoa; Chordata; Actinopteri; Perciformes; Percidae
Product: olfactory receptor 1361-like
Exons: 1
Coding region: 214-1197 (327 amino acids)
Biological process (GO): G protein-coupled receptor signaling pathway
Cellular component (GO): membrane
Molecular function (GO): olfactory receptor activity; G protein-coupled receptor activity
Source: RefSeq, a predicted model, not a curated record
AGAAAAGACACAGGGGAAUAGACAUUCAUCUUAUUUGACAGAAAGGCGGAGGUCUGCUUCUCUUAGUAGUCAAAACAGUUAAAGCUUGACAGAGUUCUGUCACCACAAAGAGAGAGAGCAGCUCAUACAUAAAACAACACAGUGCGGAUGCUGAAGUACAGAAAAGGACACUUCUAUACGUAAAUCGCUGCGGUGUGGAAUUUUCUUUUUUAAAUGGAGUUAUUCAACUCAGCUCUUGGGAAAAACAUCACUUUUGUGCAUCCUGCAUAUUUCAUAAUAAGUGGUUUAUCUGGCUUGCCAAAUAUUAACCAUUACUAUGUCUUUCUGUUUUUUGUUUUUAUUGUUUCAGUGCUGGGAAACACAGUUGUAAUGGCUGUAAUAUACUUGGAUCAUAAUCUGAGAACUCCAAAAUAUGUUGCUGUUUUUAACAUGGCAUUUGUGGACCUGUGUGGUAGUUCUGCACUGGUGCCAAAGCUUCUUGACAUCUUCCUGUUGGAUCAUCCAUACAUCUCCUACAACGACUGCUUGGCAUUCCUUUUUUUCUGCUACACCUGCCUUUCUAUGCAGUCAUUUAAUCUGGUUGCACUCUCCUAUGACAGACUGAUAGCUAUCAUCUUCCCACUGCACUAUAGAGUGAAAGUGACCCACAGGUUUAUGCUGUCGUUGAUUGCCUCAUUCUGGGUCUUUAUUAUAACUGCUGUACUCAUUGCAGUUGGCCUUCUUACAAGACUUUCCUUCUGUAAUUCUGUUGUUAUUAACAGCUAUUUCUGUGACCAUGGCCAGAUAUACAGGCUUGCAUGCAACGACCAUUUCCCCAAUUAUGUAGUUGGCUGUUUGUAUCCUGUUCUUAUUUUUUGGCUUCCAUUCAUUUUUAUCAUUUUAACUUACCUAUAUAUUGGCUGUACUUUGGCUAAAGUGGCCACACUACGACAAGGAAUCAAAGCCUUUAAAACGUGCAUAGGUCAUCUCUCAUUGGUAGCAAUAUAUUUCAUCCCACUGUUAAUAACAUUUACCCUGAUGGAAAAAAUACAUCCAAAUGCCAGGAUCAUAAACUUGUCUCUGACCUCCGUCUUUCCUCCCAUGUUGAACCCAAUCAUUUAUGUUCUGCAGACGCAAGAAAUCAAAGAAUCUGUGAAAAGGUUAUUAAAAAUCAGAGGGAAAUCCAAAGUAACCGUGCAAAGAUUAACGAUAAUGUGA